AUGUCUGACUACUUGUUAAAAGAUUUAUGCAAUGACUAUGCUGAAUUGCUCAAUUGCGAAGAUGGUUACGACGUUAUCGUCAAGGUGGGAAAAACUCCCGAUUUCAAAGAGUUUCACGCACACGCAAACAUACUCAGAGCAAGGUCAGGAUACUUUAGAACAAAUCUGACAAAGGAUAGAACCAGGAAGGAGGACGGGUGCUACGUAAUUGCGAUACCGGAUAUGACACCAAAAAUCUUUGAGACAUUAUUAAGAUACAUGUACGCUGGACUAAUAGACCUUUCGACACAACGUGAUUCGGACGCACUUCAAUUGCUUACUUUCGCUGAAAAACUAGACUUGCAAUCACUAGUUACUUUUUGUCAAGAUCAUUUGAUCACUCAUUGUGCCGGAUGGCUGACGGCUAAUCUGAUGGAUAUCCUUCAGUUUGUCUCCCGUUAUCACUCACUUGGAAAGUUGAAAAACUUUUGCCUGCAGAAAGUCGUCGAGAAUCCAGCGUCGGUGUUUUAUUCCGAUAAAUUGUCAAGGCUAGAUGAAUCUAUUUUCGGUGAAUUGAUUGAGCGCGAUGAUAUGGGAAUGGAAGAGGUCGAUGUGUGGCUACAAGUGAUAAGAUGGGGAACGUCGAGGGUACGGAAUUUGAACACUAAGAACAAGUCUGAGUGGUCUCGUGAUGAUUUUGCUGAAUUAGAAAGAGUUCUUCACAAUUUACUCCCCAAGAUCAGAUUCUUUGAUAUAUCAUCUCAAGAUUAUUACGAUAAAGUGCGGCCAUAUAAAAAGAUACUUCCCAAGGACCUCAAAGAACAGCUAUUGCAUCAUUACCUUAAACCGGACUCGACACAACCAUCCACUGGUCCUCGUGAAUCGUCAUCCAUUAUAACAUCUACGCUUAUCACUCAUGCGCAUGCCGCAUUGAUAUCCGAAUGGAUCGAUGGGAGUAACUCUUAUGAAGUACCAGAGACAUCAAAACAUCGAUACAAGCUGUUGUAUAGGGGUUCUAGAGAUGGAUUCUCGGCACAAAGUUUUCACGAAAAAUGCGAUAAUAGUCCUGGGACGAUUGUGUUGAUCAAGCCAAGUGGCAAUAGCGGAAUUAUACUAGGCGGAUUUAAUCCCAACACAUGGAACAAUUAUAUUUUAGCAGCUAGUCAGUAUUACAAUAGUAACCAGACAUACCAAUAUUCUAACGAGACCUUUAUAUUCUCCUUCAAUGUUGCUAGAAACGACAGUAUUGCACCACAGCUGUCUAGGGUGCACAUGGGUAAUCAAGCCAUUGGGUGCGGUCCUGGUUGGGGUCCAUACUUUUACGACGAUUUGAUGACGUCUGACAAUUGUAAUUCAAACUCGGAUAGUUGGUAUCAACACAUGUUUUACAAGUGUGACUUGCUGAAGCGCGACGCGGCGGAACCAAAGAGUAGAUGGCAUUUUAAAGUGGAGGAUUAUGAAGUAUUUCACGUAUUAAAAAACGUUGUGACCGAAGAUCCAAUCGAGCAUGCGUUUACUCAGCGAUUCAAAAGAAAACGCCCAUAUAAUUCUUCCGUAAUGCUGUAG
Paraglomus occultum is the source of this 1545-nucleotide messenger RNA. NCBI's taxonomy places the organism in Eukaryota, Fungi, Glomeromycota, Glomeromycetes, Paraglomerales, Paraglomeraceae. The record is from the annotation of a GenBank genome assembly.